Molecule: messenger RNA, 2127 nt
Organism: Malassezia sympodialis ATCC 42132
Lineage: Eukaryota; Fungi; Basidiomycota; Malasseziomycetes; Malasseziales; Malasseziaceae
Source: RefSeq, a predicted model, not a curated record
AUGGAGCGGGCGGAGCCACGCAAGAUCGGGCGCCUGCCUGCCUUGGGUGCCCAUGCACGCACCCCGCCACGCAGUGCCGAGCGAUCCCUGCGCCUCUCCGUCGACGAGACGCUCGGCGAGUCGCCGCUCAUGGCUGGCCUGUACGACAUGGACUUGCCGCCGCCUGUGCUGCCUCGCUCGCCCCUCGCCCGCCAUGCCGAGCUCGACGACGACGACAUCGAAGACACCGACUUUGUGCCGGACGAAAAUGCGGCACAGUCGGCCUCGUCGAGCGAUAUGGACGAGGAGCCCGUGUGGGAUGAGCCGUCGCCUGAGCCGCGGCCCCCGCCUGCUCGCACACCUGCGCGCGAGUCGCCGGUGAGGCGCACGCCCCAGAGCCAGCGCGCGCCAUCGGCACCAGCCGCACAAACGCACGCGGCACCGGGACCCGCUGCCGAGGCCGCCGGCUACUAUGAUACCAUCGACUUUGACAAGAUUACCGACCCGUUUACUGAUACGCGCCGCGCCUUCAUGCGCGGGAAAGCACAGGCGCCACCGCCGCCUCGCCCAGAGGCUGUCUCGUCGGCGCAGCCUGCACCGGUCGCCGGCCCUUCGCGGCUGGCGCCGCGGCCGCACGCCGAGCCGGCUCAGUCAACGACGCCGCUGCGUGCCUCGCCCGUCAAGGCGACCACGCCUGUGCGUUAUUCGCCGGCCAAGACGCAUUCGUCGCCGGCCAAAGGUCCGACGCCGGCGCGCGCCUCGCCUGUCAAGGCCCGCACCCCGCUCGGUGCACCGCGCCCUGCUCCUGCGGCGCUCCCAAGAGCAUCUCUGGCUCGAGAGGAGGCCUCGCCGGCCGCCUCGCCAUGGUCCGCGCAGCGUGCCCACCAUUCACCUGCCGCACCGCGCAACGCGGUCCGACGACCGGCGCCUCCGCGCGAGGCACCGACACAGGCGCGCAUGUCCCGUGCGCCCGCGCCUGCCACUCUUCCACCCAAGGCCGAGGCGCCGGCGCCGUGCCGGCGCCGGCCGAGCUCACCGGCGCCUGAGGCCGCCAUGGCGCCUCGGCCUGUGCCGCCUGUGUCCGGCUCGCCCACACGUACGGCGCCCGUGCAGGGCGCGCCGCCGACGCGCUCGAACCGGCUCCUGACCGAGGAGCUGCUCAAGUGGAAGCGGCGGUGUGCUGAGCUGGAAGAGGAGCUGGACACGAUGCAGGAACGCCUUGUGCAUGCACGCGGCGAUGCACAUGGCUGGACGAGCGAGCAAACUGCGCUGCAGGCGCAAGUGACCGCGCUGCAGCAGGGCCGCGAGAACGACCGGCGUGCGAUGCGGCAGCGCGUGCGUGUGCUCGAGUCGCACAUGGCGGAUACCAAGAUCGAGUACGACAAUCGGUACUGGCGCCUCCUCACGAGCUCGUCGGAGGGUGCGGACGAGCUUGACUCGGUGCAUGUGCAGCUGGUCGUCCACCAGAACGAGGUGACCAAGCUGCAGUCGGAGCUGGCCGAGCAGCGGCGCCGCUUGCGUCUUGCUCACGAGCAGACGGCCUUCCUCGCGGGACUGUACGCACACCGCGGUCAGCAGCAGGCCGCGGCACAGGCAGACGAUACACAGCGGCUCCAGCAGCAGGUGGCCGAGCUGCAGCAGCAGGUCGCUGCGCAUGCAGCGGCGCGAGUGGCAGCGGAGGCGGCGCUGGCCGCGCAGCAAGCGCCGAGGCCGUCGAGCGAGCCGCCGGCGCCUGCCGAGGCCUCGCCGGCCGCCGAGCCUGCGGCGCUCGAGACGUACGGUGUCCGGGCCCAGUCACGCGAAUGGACGGAGGACGCGCGCGUGUCGCCGGCCAUGCAGCCAGCGACGCCGCCCACGCUCGAGGACGCGGACGAGGCACCGGCUGCGACGCCUGCUCGGGCGCCUGCGCCGGCCCUGCGGCCUGGCAUGACGCCGAUGCUGGAGCGCACGGCAGUCGCUGCGCCCGACCUGGACGCCGAGGCGACGCCCAUGCUCGGCACGCGCGUGCGGGACGACCCGGCGCCGCAAGCCCGCAAGAAGAAGCGGCGGCUGAUCGGCUCGGGCCAGGGCUUUCUGCGUCUCGCGGACGGUGCCGAGAGCUUAUCGCCCUCGCUCGAUGUGCCAGCCGAUCUGCCGCCGCUCGCGUGA